UCCUUCCAUAAUUAUUUAGGUGGAUAAGAAAAGUCAAAUACAAACAUGGAGACUGAUUGCCCAAAAUUUAAGAGAUGUAUGUGAUCCCGAUUCAGGAUAGCUCCAGCUUUGAAGCUUGGUUCAGACUAUUAACUUACGAUUGCUUCAUCUUUCACUAACUAUAUUUUCUUAUAAUGUCGUCGAUCUGGGAUGAGUUUGAUCACCUCAAAAUUCAAAUGAAAGACAUAAUUUCGGCGACUAACAACUUCCAUAAAGACAAACUUAUCGGAGGUGGUGGCUUUGGUCCGGUGUACAAAGGAGAACUCUCCCUUCCCAACGGACCAACCAUGGUAGCUUUUAAGUGGUUAGAUCGUAGACAUGGACAAGGAAACACCGAGUUUUGGAAGGAGAUCAUGAUGCUUUCCAAAUACAGACAUGAAAAUCUGGUCUCUCUCUUCCACUUUUCCAUUGAGGGUGAUGAGAGAGUUCUGGUUUACGAGUAUGCCCCUCGUGGAAGCCUAGAUCGCUAUCUAAGUGAUGCUACUCUUACAUGGAACCAACGUCUGCAUAUAUGCAUCGGGGCUGCACGUGCGCUGACCUAUCUUCAUGAUCCCAUGGAUACUCAACAAAGAGUUAUCCAUCGAGACAUGAAAAGCUCAAACAUCCUUCUGGAUAACAACUGGAUUGCUAAAGUUUCCGAUUUUGGUUUGUCAAAAGCGAGCCCAGCAAACCAACCACGAACAUAUAUGGUCAUCAAUCCUGUAGGUACACUUGGAUAUUGCGAUCCAUUAUAUUCAGAGUCGGGCAUCCUGUCUAAAGAGUCUGACGUGUAUUCCUUUGGAGUGGUAUUGUUUGAAGUAAUGUGUGGAAGAUUAUGUUGUGAAUAUAGUAAAGGUCAACUAGUUGGUGUUUUAGUGCAGAAAUGGAAAAGGUGUUGCGAAGAAAAGGAACUAGAUGAUAUUAUCUUUCAAGCUCUUAAGGAGCAAAUGGUUUGGGAUUCUGUGAUAACGUUUUCAGCUGUUGCAUAUCGAUGUUUAAAUCGAGCACGUAAGGAUCGACCACUCAUGGAUGAGAUCGUGAAGGAACUCGAGUUUGCACUUUCACAACAACAGAACAGUCGUGGUAGUGGCGGCCGUAGUAGCAGCAGUAGCAGUGGCAGUGGUGGUGGUGGUGGUGGUGGUGGUGGUGGUGGUGGUGAUGAUGAUGAUGGCCGUGGCAAUGCAGAUUUAGUAAAGAUUGUUAAUCUUAUAGCAUCUCCGCAAGAUAACAACCUUCUCCCAAAAGGGGUUCUUGUUGAUGAGGGCAAAAGGUGGAUUUCGAUCAAUAAAAGCAAACAAAUUCAUGAAAUGAUAUCCGCUACACAAUGUUUCCAUGGAAAUGUAUCGGAAUGUGUCAACGCUAGCAAAUCAAGGUUUUCAAAUGUCUUUGUGUGCACACUAGAAGCUUGUUUUGAAGUAAAUGUUAGUACCAAAUUCUUGUCACCAGAUACUGCAUACACCGUGAACCUUGUCUUUAACAUUAUGGGUACAAAAGAUCCAGAAAAGGCAUAUUAUUGGGAAUAUGCAACUUGUUGGGCAUAUGUACCCUUCAGGUAUAAAUUGGAUGAGUGGAAUGAGUAUCAAAACUCUUGUGAUCCCAGUGUUAGAGAAGACGGAUGGCUGAUGGUCCAAUUAUACACCUCUAGAAACAAAAAUAAAAAACACAAUUUGAGGAUUGAGUUCAUGGCUCCUAGAGACCCCAGAAUCUUCAAGUAUAUUCUUGAAGGCAUUGAAUUACGUCCUAUAUAGAGCAUGUAAGUUAAUACAAAAAAAAUUAUUAGUUUGUUAACAUUACUACAAAUACAUUUUAAGUUUUAUAUUUUA
This is a messenger RNA of Lactuca sativa (garden lettuce), 1841 nucleotides long. RefSeq names its product putative serine/threonine-protein kinase PBL7. Gene Ontology annotation, biological process: protein autophosphorylation. Gene Ontology annotation, cellular component: plasma membrane; plasmodesma. The record is from RefSeq and is a predicted model, not a curated record. Gene Ontology annotation, molecular function: ATP binding; transmembrane receptor protein tyrosine kinase activity. Lineage: Eukaryota; Viridiplantae; Streptophyta; Magnoliopsida; Asterales; Asteraceae.